Aplosporella prunicola CBS 121167 is the source of this 3153-nucleotide messenger RNA. RefSeq lists its product as uncharacterized. Gene Ontology annotation, molecular function: ATP binding; ATP-dependent DNA damage sensor activity; mismatched DNA binding. Gene Ontology annotation, biological process: mismatch repair; mitotic recombination. The record is from RefSeq and is a predicted model, not a curated record. The transcript is spliced from 3 exons. Gene Ontology annotation, cellular component: nucleus; MutSalpha complex. Lineage: Eukaryota; Fungi; Ascomycota; Dothideomycetes; Botryosphaeriales; Aplosporellaceae. Bases 57 to 2822 code for a protein of 921 amino acids.
CUUCUCCAUUGGCGUUUUGACACCACUUCGGGCGGCCACACAACCUCACUGCCAACAUGUCUUCUCGUCCAGAGCUCAAGGUUGAUGACGAGCCUGGCUUCAUCAAGUUCUUCCGCAACCUGCCAGAGAAGAGCACCGAUACCGUUCGCAUUUUCAACCGCGGCGAUUUCUACACCGCUCAUGGCGAGGACGCCACGUUUAUUGCCCGCACGGUCUACAGAACCACUUCCGUCCUUCGCCAGCUCGGCCGCGAACCCGGCCUCGAAUCCGUAACGCUCUCCGUAACCGUCUUCCGCAACUUCCUUCGCGAAGCCCUCUUCCGACUCAGCAAGCGCAUCGAGAUAUGGGAGUCGUCAGGGCGCAUGGGCUGGAAGGUCGCCAAGCAGGCUUCUCCGGGUAACCUGCAAGACGUAGAGGAAGACCUGGGUGGCCAGCUCGAGUCUGCUCCCAUUAUUCUCGCAGUUAAGGUGUCGGCCAAGGCAUCCGAGGCACGGAAUGUCGGUGUUUGCUUCGCGGAUGCCAGCGUGCGCGAGCUCGGCGUUAGCGAGUUCCUCGACAACGACCUCUACUCAAACUUCGAGUCGCUGCUCAUCCAACUCGGUGUUAAGGAGUGCUUGAUUCAGGCAGAUGGACAGAGGAAAGAUGUCGAGCUAUCAAAGCUGAGGACUAUUGCCGACAACUGCGGCUGUGCCGUCUCCGAGAGAAGUGUGGCCGACUUUGGCGCCAAAGACAUCGAGCAGGAUCUCUCGCGGUUACUUCGCGAUGAGCGUGCGGCAAGCACGCUUCCUCAAACGGAUCUUAAACUCGCCAUGGGCUCUGCGGCGGCCUUGAUCAGAUAUCUUGGCGCAAUGAGUGACCCCUCUAACUUUGGUCAGUACCAGUUGUAUCAGCAUGAUCUGUCGGAUUACAUGAAGCUGGAUGCUGCAGCGCUAAAGGCCUUGAACCUGAUGCCUGGUCCUCGUGACGGCUCCAAGACGAUGAGUUUGUAUGGUCUGCUCAACCACUGUAAAACUCCGGUUGGCAGCCGGUUGCUCGCGCAGUGGCUCAAGCAGCCUCUGAUGGGUGUUGAGGAGAUUGAGAAGAGGCAGCAGCUUGUUGAAGCAUUCGUCAAUGAUACCGAACUCCGCCAAAUCAUGCAGGAAGAGCACCUCCGCUCUAUUCCUGAUCUGUACAGAUUGGCGAAGAAGUUCCAGCGUAAGAUGGCGAACUUGGAGGAUGUUGUCAGGGCAUAUCAAGUCGCCAUUCGUCUCCCUGGAUUCUUGGGCACCCUCGAGGGCGUCAUGGACGAGCAGUACAAGGAUCCGCUGGAUUCCGAGUACACCAGCAAGCUGCGCGAUUACUCUGACAGUCUUGCCAGACUACAAGAAAUGGUAGAGACGACCGUCGACCUCCAGGCACUCGACAACCAUGAGUUUAUCAUCAAGCCCGAAUUCGAUGACAACCUCCGCAGUAUCCAUAAGCGGCUCGAUAAGCUCAGAUACGAGAUGGAUGUUGAGCACACUCGGGUCGGCAAAGACCUCAAUCAAGACACGGAGAAGAAGCUUUUCUUGGAAAACCACAAGGUCCAUGGCUGGUGCUUCAGGUUAACGAGAAACGAAGCUGGUUGCAUCCGUAACAAGAAGCAGUACCAGGAAUGUUCGACGCAGAAGAAUGGUGUUUAUUUCACUACUUCUUCUCUCCAGCAGCUGCGCCGUGAGUUCGACCAACUGUCGGACAACUACAACCGGACCCAGAGCGGGUUGGUUAACGAGGUGGUCAACGUAGCUGCAUCUUACUGUCCCAUCUUGGAAAAGCUUGCCGGCACAUUGGGUCACCUCGAUGUCAUUGUCUCUUUCGCACAUGUAUCAGUCCACGCCCCGACGGCGUAUGUCCGGCCAAAGAUGCACGCUAGAGGAACUGGUAACACUAUUCUGAAGGAGGCCCGUCACCCCUGCAUGGAAAUGCAAGAUGAUAUAAACUUCAUCACAAACGACGUUUCGCUGGUCCGCGGAGAUUCAGAGUUCCUGCUCAUCACCGGCCCCAACAUGGGUGGUAAAUCGACCUACAUCCGGCAAAUCGGCGUGAUAGCACUGAUGGCACAGGUCGGGUGCUUCGUGCCGUGCACGGAAGCUGAGCUCUCCAUCUUCGACAGCAUUCUCGCACGCGUCGGCGCCAGCGACAGUACGCUCAAGGGCGUGUCGACGUUCAUGGCGGAGAUGCUGGAAACAGCCAACAUCCUCAAGUCGGCGACGCGCGAGAGCCUGAUCAUCAUCGAUGAGCUGGGACGCGGCACGAGCACAUACGACGGCUUCGGCCUCGCGUGGGCCAUCUCAGAGCACAUUGUGCGCGAGAUUGGGGCUUUUGCCGCUUUCGCGACGCAUUUCCACGAGCUGACGGCGCUGGUGGACACGCAUCCGCAGGUGCAGAACCUGCACGUGGUGGCGCACAUAGGGGAGCAAGACCAACAGCAGCAACAACAAAGCAGCAAGGCGGAAGUGACGCUGCUGUACAAAGUCGAGCCUGGGGUGUGCGACCAGUCAUUCGGUAUCCACGUUGCCGAGCUCGUGCGUUUCCCGCCCAAGGUGGUGGCGAUGGCGAAGCGCAAGGCGGAUGAGCUGGAGGACUUUUCCGGGAAGCAUGAGCUCGGGAUGGAGGAGGCGUCGAAAGAGCAGGUGGAGGAGGGGUCGCUGCUGCUGAAGGAGGUGUUGGUACGGUGGAAGGAGGAGGUGGCGCGCGAUGGGCUGGAGUCGAAGGAGGCGCAGGUGGCGCGGAUGCGCGAGCUAGUGAGGGAGAACGAGGCCUUGAUGCGGAAUCCUUUUUUUAAGCGCGUGAAGACGCUGUAGGGCUCGGCUGGGUGUUGCUUUUUGUUCGGAUUGCUUGUUUGGAGAGAGCUUUUUUUCUUUGGCUGGGGUGCUGAGGGUCGUCCUCUUGAUUGCUGGUUUGUUUGUUUGUUUGUUAGUUUGUUUUUGUGCUUACCUGUCUGACGGGUUUCUGGUCUGAGUGGCUGAUGUUUGUGAGGCUGUCUUCAGGACUGGAGACAAAAUAUGGGUGCUGUGAUGGCUCUGGCGUUUGGGAAAGAGAGGGUUUGUUCUGUUAGAGACGUUAUACUGUUUAUGGCUGUUGGGUAUGUAUAUCUAUCUAUGCGCUGCUUGCUUACAAACUGCUGGUUCACGC